CUUUAUCAAAUAUAUGGAAGGAAAUCAUUGGAUGAAGUAUAUACCAUAUUACGUAAUUAUUCAAUUGAUUAUAUCAUUAUUGAAACAUCAAUAUGCUUCACUAAGAGUACAGGAUGUCGGGAAGCUGAUUUAAUUGAUUUUGAAAAUAAUGAGGUUAGUCAAAAGCUUUUUUAA
This is a messenger RNA of Trichobilharzia szidati, 174 nucleotides long. Lineage: Eukaryota; Metazoa; Platyhelminthes; Trematoda; Strigeidida; Schistosomatidae. The record is from the annotation of a GenBank genome assembly.